Molecule: messenger RNA, 1773 nt
Organism: Carlito syrichta (Philippine tarsier)
Lineage: Eukaryota; Metazoa; Chordata; Mammalia; Primates; Tarsiidae
Product: zinc finger transcription factor Trps1
Exons: 2
Biological process (GO): regulation of transcription by RNA polymerase II
Cellular component (GO): nucleus
Molecular function (GO): RNA polymerase II transcription regulatory region sequence-specific DNA binding; DNA-binding transcription factor activity
Source: RefSeq, a predicted model, not a curated record
GUCACUUCAGGUGGAACAUUCAUUGGCAUUGGACGGAAAACGCCAGAUUGCCAAGGAAACACCAAGUAUUUCCGCUGUAAAUUCUGCAACUUCACUUAUAUGGGCAACUCAUCAACCGAACUAGAACAACAUUUUCUUCAGACUCACCCGAACAAAAUAAAAUCUUCUCUCCCUUCCUCUGAGGGUUCAAAGUCUUCAGAGAAAAACUCGAACAAAUCCAUCCCUGCACUUCGAUCCAGUGAUUCUGGAGACCUGGGGAAAUGGCAGGACAAGAUAACAGUCAAGACGGGAGAUGACACUCCUGUCGGCUACUCAGUGCCCAUCAAGCCCCUCGAUUCCUCCAGACAAAAUGGUACGGAGGCCACCAGUUAUUACUGGUGUAAAUUUUGCAGUUUCAGCUGUGAGUCAUCUAGCUCCCUGAAACUGCUGGAACAUUACAGCAAGCAGCAUGGAGCGGUGCAGUCAGGUGGCCUUAACCCAGAGUUGAACGACAAGCUUGUCAGGGGCUCUGUCAUUAAUCAGAAUGACCUAGCCAAAAGUACAGAAGGAGAGACUGUGACCAAGGCAGACAAGAGCUCUGGUGGGACAAAGAAGAAGGACUUCUCCAGCAAGGGCGCCGAGGACAACAUGGUUACCAGCUACAACUGUCAGUUCUGCGACUUCCGAUAUUCCAAAAGCCAUGGCCCUGAUGUCAUUGUGGUGGGGCCACUUCUCCGUCACUAUCAGCAGCUCCAUAACAUUCACAAGUGUACCAUUAAACACUGUCCAUUCUGUCCUAGAGGACUUUGCAGCCCAGAAAAGCACCUUGGAGAAAUUACUUACCCAUUUGCUUGUAGAAAGAGUAAUUGUUCCCACUGUGCGCUCUUGCUUCUGCACUUGUCUCCUGGGGCGGCCGGGAGCUCACGUGUCAAGCAUCAGUGCCACCAGUGUUCCUUCACCACCCCUGACGUAGAUGUGCUCCUAUUCCAUUAUGAGAGUGUGCAUGAGGCCCAAGCGUCAGACGUCAAGCAGGAAGCAAAUCAUCUGCAAGGAUCGGACGGGCAGCCCGCCGUCAAGGAAAGCAAAGAACAUUCAUGCACCAAAUGUGAUUUCAUUACCCAGGUGGAGGAAGAGAUUUCCCGACACUACAGGAGAGCGCACAGCUGCUACAAAUGCCGUCAGUGCAGCUUCACGGCGGCCGACACGCAAUCGCUACUGGAGCACUUCAACACCGUCCACUGCCGGGACCAGGACAGCGCCACGGCCAACGGCGACGAGGACGCUCAUGCUGGGUCUGCCAUCAAGGAGGAGCCCAAGAUGGACCUCAAGGUCUACAGUCUGCUCAACCCAGACUCUAAAAUGGGAGAACCAGCUUCCGAGAGCGUGGUGAAGAGAGAGAAGCUGGAGGACAAGGACGGGCUCAAGGACAAGGUGUGGACGGAGAGUUCCAAUGAUGACCUUCGCAACGUGACGUGGAGAGGGGCCGACAUCCUGCGGGGCAGUCCGUCCUACACUCCAGCCAGCCUGGGGCUGCUGUCGCCGGUGUCCGGCACCCAGGAACAGACCAAGACUCUGAGGGAUAGCCCCAAUGUAGAAGCUGCCCACCUGGCACGACCUAUUUAUGGCUUGGCUGUGGAAACCAAGGGAUUCCUGCAAGGAGUGACUGCCGGUGGAGAGAAGGCGGGGGCCCUCACCCAGCAGUAUCCUGCCUCGGGAGAGAGCAAGUCCAAGGAUGAAUCCCAGUCUCUGUUACGGGUAGGAAGGUUUAAUUUUUACAUCAUUCAUUCAACUUGA